Actinia tenebrosa (Australian red waratah sea anemone) is the source of this 2180-nucleotide messenger RNA. RefSeq lists its product as uncharacterized. The record is from RefSeq and is a predicted model, not a curated record. NCBI's taxonomy places the organism in Eukaryota, Metazoa, Cnidaria, Anthozoa, Actiniaria, Actiniidae.
UUCGGUUGACAAAUCCUAAAGACAAAUAAAUAAGUUAUAGUUAUGGAACUCUUGUUUUUUGCUGUUCAUAUCUCUUUGACAUCAACGGCAAGUACACAACAGCAACGAAGAUCCGAAUAGGUCCUUAGCUGAUCUUUAGAUUUCCAUUCCAGGAACGCUCAACAUGACUCUCAUCAAAGGUCAUCUUCUAUUGCUCAUCUUGGCUUGUUCUUCUUUUGCUAAGACUCCUGAAGAAUUGUUAGACAGUUUGCGUGCCAAGCAAAUUCAAGCCAUGGUAAAGGAACAGCGAAAAUCUAUUGAACUUCAAGUACCAGAAGAACUUGCAAAAGCUGCUUGCUUGGAGGCAAAAAAACGGAUUUUAUCAGCUGAAAGCGACAUAUUUGAGAUCAACGCUACACCAUAUUCGCCAUUUAGUGCAGAAAAAAGCACCAAGAACCUUGGUUUUCUGGGAAGGGGAUACGACGUGCUUUUUGGUAACCCUUUGGAUGAAUCUGGCCGAGUGGAUCCUGGCUUCCGAUUACAAGCAGUAGAACUAGGAUACCUUCAAAAUAGGUUUUCUGCGGAUGGAGAGUACCGUAUCCCGGAUAACGCUGACGUCAUCAUGGAGCCCAGUGCAUUGUUUUCAUCUUCGUUUAAUGACGUGCGAACGGAGAGUGAUUACAAGCAGACACUAAAGGAAGACGUGAAGACAACCGCUGGUUUUGGAUUCGAUGCUGGUUUCGUUAGUGUAUCAGGUGAAUUUUCUCAGAGCAAAAGUUACCAGAGUACCAAAGAAAGCAUCAAAAAAGGCGGGAAAGUCAACAUCGAUAUCAUUGGUCGAGCCACAGCAUAUAAGGCGUGGUUGCAUACAGUAGGCACUGAAAUGCAUGCUACAAAAAAUUUACAGAAAGCCAUCCAAGAUCUUCCUACUGAAUGUUCUAAAAGCAAUUUAUCUUAUUAUUAUCGUUUGAUACAAAAUUUUGGGACCCAUUUCACGACCGUUGUUACUAUGGGAGCCAAGGCUGUCCAACGUCUGACAAUGACCACUGAAGAGAGUAUGGAUUUGAAGCGUAAAGGAAUUAGUACCAACCAAGUUGUCAGUGCAAGUGUUGGUUUCAUGGCGAAAGGAGUCAGCGCUUCGGCCAAAUUUGGCAAAGAAGAAAGUUCAAGUUCCGACACUACACUAUCAGACACUCUGAAGAAUAUGAACAUACAGAAACGAGAAUUUUACAUCGGCGGAGAACCUCCUUCUGAGUCCUAUUCUAUUGAUAACCAAGCAAGUACUGCGUCUCUUCGUCAAUGGGGAAGAAGUGCCUUUGAACGCCCUGUUCCAAUCCAGUAUGAAUUACAACAAAUUAUAAGCUUGUUUGCUAAGAAAUACUUGCCAGACGUCGAAGAAAAGGGAAUUCCUGAAAAGAGAAAGUGCAUGGAGGAUGCACUUAGCACUUAUUGCACGAACGUUGCGAUUGAUAAAGAAGAAUGCAUUGCGUAUAAAGACGGCGAUGGAGUCAAGGAUGUUAUACGCUAUGGAGACUUCAUUUCAAUUAAAAAAUUGACAAGCAAGUCAUCGAACAAGUAUCUAACGGUUGAUAAGGACUUUCCUAAAUUCAUUCAAAAUACCAAAGCGCAGGAUUUCAAGAUUGUACCAGUUGAUGUUGAUUCAUUCUGGAAAUAUGGAAAAGCUCUUCAUUACCAAGAGCCUUUUAACUUGGUUAGUGAAUAUGGAGGACAGCAGGGCAUCGUCGAGUGUUUUUCAUCCGCCGAAAAUAGUAAAAAUUAUAACCUUUUUAACUAUGGGAAGCAAAGGGUAACAUGUACGCGAGAGGACAAUCCAGUUGGCGUAUGGGAAGAAAAGAAAGGCUACUGGUGUAAAAAAAAGGGAAUUGAGUCACUCACUUUCGAUGACCUAACAGUGGAGGAGUGCAAGAGGAAAUGCCUUGAGCUAACAAAUGGAGAGUGUAAAGCAGUUCAAUAUUUUGGAGACAGCCGAAGUAGUACCUGUGCCCAUUGUGAUAACUUAGACGACAUAGAAAAACACGGAAAACUUGUGAAUAUUCCUACUCCAGGCUAUGUUUACCAGCGAGAUGCUGCAAAGAAACUAGCCGAAAGACAUGCCUUUACUUCAACACUGUAUCUCACUCCACCUAACACCAAAAAGAAAGCAGGAUCCCUUGUAAUGAAAAAUGACCAAGUUUAUAUUG